Puma concolor (puma) is the source of this 1386-nucleotide messenger RNA. The record is from RefSeq and is a predicted model, not a curated record. Lineage: Eukaryota; Metazoa; Chordata; Mammalia; Carnivora; Felidae.
AUGGACACACUGCAGCCCCUGGGGGACAAUAUCAGCGGCAUGGCCCGUUGCCCAUACGAUCCCAAACAUGCCAACGUUGCCCUCUUCUCUGAAGGGAUGCUCUUCACGGCCACCGUUACUGACUUCCUAGCCAUCGAUGCUGUCAUCUACCGCAGCCUGGGGGACCGGCCCACUCUGCGUACCGUGAAACACGACUCCAAGUGGUUCAAAGGUCCAGCCACUAACGGGAACAGGACGUGGGUGAGGACUUCCCUGGGGCGGGCGGCCCUGCCCCCAGUCCAGGCAGGUAUAAGGCUACCUCACCGGGCUGAGCGAGCCCAGAUGGAAAAGGGGGAGGCCAUCAUGUCUUCUCGGAGGCCACAGCGGAAGCACAGCCCCGGAGGCCUGGACUCCCGGCUCUCUAGAACGCUGCUCCUGCUGCUGCUGUCUACGGCCUCCGCCCAGGAGGUCACCCCCAACCGUGCCGCCUGCGUGGUGUCCCACGCGGUCAACGGCAGCUCCGUCUCCUGCCACCCCCCCGCCCAAAUCCCCCGCCGCUUCCCAGCCGACACCGUCUUCCUGGUGGUGGAGUUCUUCAACCUCACGCGGCUGCCAGACGACACCCUCCGGGGCCUCGCUCGCCUCCAGGAACUGCACCUGUCCAGCAACCAGCUGGAGAGCCUCUCGCCCAAGUUCCUGCUGCCCGCACCUCUGCUUCAGGUGCUGGAUCUAACCCGCAACCGCCUGGCCCGCCUGCCCCCCGGCCUCUUCCAGCCCUUGGCUGCUCUCCACACCCUGGUGCUGAAGGAAAACCAGCUGGAGGCUCUGGAGCCCUCGUGGCUGCUCGGCCUGAAAGCCCUGCGGCAUCUGGACCUUUCCGAAAACCGCCUCCAGACCCUGCCCCCGGGGCUGUUGGCCAACGUCACCUCCCUGCGCAUCCUUGACCUCAGCAAUAACCAGUUGAAGGCUUUGCCCCCAGACCUUCUGAAAGGCCCCCUGCGGUUGGAAAGGCUGCAUCUGGAAGGCAACGGACUGCAGGUGCUUGACGAGGGGCUCCUGGCACCCCAGCCAGACCUCCGCUACCUUUUCCUGAAUGACAACAAGCUGGCCACCGUGGCAGCGGGCGCCCUCCAGGGUCUGUGGCAGCUGGACUUCCUGGAUCUGUCCAACAACUUGCUUACCGGCGCGCCUAAGGGGCUCUGGACAUCCCUGGGGCAGCCCACCCGGGACAUGAGGGAUGGCUUUGACAUCUCUGGUAACCCCUGGAUCUGUGAUGGGAACCUGGAAGACCUCUACGGGUGGCUUGUGGCCAAUAAAGACAAGAUGUUCUCUCGGAACACGACGCGCUGCGCUGGGCCUGGAGCCUGGAAGGGCCGGAUGCUCCUGGUUGCAGCUGAGUCCCACUGA